Messenger RNA from Aspergillus aculeatus ATCC 16872, 999 nucleotides. It is a transcript of the gene med6, whose product is annotated as mediator complex subunit MED6. Lineage: Eukaryota; Fungi; Ascomycota; Eurotiomycetes; Eurotiales; Aspergillaceae. Bases 1 to 999 code for a protein of 332 amino acids. Gene Ontology annotation, molecular function: transcription coactivator activity. Gene Ontology annotation, biological process: regulation of transcription by RNA polymerase II. The record is from RefSeq and is a predicted model, not a curated record. Gene Ontology annotation, cellular component: core mediator complex; mediator complex. The transcript has 3 exons.
AUGGCAACCGCACCAGAGUCCUCACUGGAGGAAAUCCUAUGGCGAUCCCCGCCGCACGUGCAGAUGAUGGGAGGCUAUCUCCAUUCGAAUAACAUCCUCUUCUACUUUGCCGAAUCCCCCUUCUUCGAUCCCACAUCCAACAAUGCCUCCCUCGCGAUCCAAGCCAACUACAACGAAGCCUUCCGGCAAUUCAUCGAGACCCGCGAAGCCUUCGAAGGCCGGCUCGCCACCAUGCAGGGCCUGGAAUUCAUCGUCUCGUACGAUCCACUCCAGGCCGCCGCGCAACCGGACGGGCGAUUCGCACACGAGCCCUCCAACAUCUGGGUGAUCCGGAAGCAGACGCGGCGCAAGCGAGCCGGCCAAGACGACGAGGUGGAGGUCCUCUCCACCUACUUUGUCGUCGGCGAUUGCAUCUACAUGGCACCAUCAGUGGCAAGUGUCAUUGGGAACCGAAUCCUUUCGGCCGUGACCUCGCUCACCAGCCUCCUCAAAACAGCAUCCACCCUACCCACCUUCACGCCGUCACACGGACACACCUAUCUCCCGCCAUCAGCCAAACAACCCGACUCAGCCGCUCAAGCAGCCGGCACCGCCGCAGCGCAGCAGAGCAAAGAGAACACGCCGAUGCCUGACGCGCCAACGAAGGCGCCUCUUGUCGGAUCGCAGGUGGCGCAGACAGGCGGCUCCGUAUACCAGGAUACCCGAACGCUGGCAGAGUCGUUCAGUCUGCUGACGCGGUACGGGGAUGAGUUCAUGGAUGAGAACCCGCUGGUCGGCGAGCCGGGGUCGUUCCUCAUGUCCAAGGCCGGAGAUGCGGCGGCGGGCGGGAUGAGUAGACAGGGGCCGAAUGCCGGCGGUGGUGCAACGGCUGCAAGAGUAGCCACGCCGCAAGUCAGGGUGGAUACACCAGGGAGGGGCUCGGAGAAGGGAGCUGCGACGCCGUCUGCCGGGCUGGAGGAUAGUAAAUCAAGGAAGAAGAAGGUAAAGGUGGGCGCCUAA